CCCAUCCCAACCUAAAAAAGAAAAAUACAAACGACCGCCCUUCCUUCAUCUUUCCCCUUAGAACAACCUAUUUUCACCCAUCGCGAGACUUCCCCCUAUGUCUUCGAGCACUGGGUGAUUGAUUCAUCAAAUCGCUCGAUACCCUUCUCUCAUUUAUUAUUUAUUCUUGCAGUAUUGGUAUCACCUGCAGACAAGCCACUUUCACUUUAAUACUUUCUCUUGUGGGGGGGAAACCUUGAAUUAUCGCGUGGCCCCUGGAUCUUACAUUGUUCGUCGCAGUGCUGAGGAAUCAACACAAACACGAGCAUCGGGAAACAAAUAUUAAAUAAUAUAAAUUAAACGGUUUGCGACCUUGUUGUCUAAGACCGGCUAGUGUAGCCGAUAGUCAAAAUGGCUUACAACGGCGGUCACGGUGACGACUAUGACGGGCAUCGUCUUCAAGACAUGCCUGCCAACAGCACGUAUCAUCUACCUCCCAUUGAGCAAGACGACGAUGAAUCACAGCGUCAUCUCCUAGGACAGACUCCUGGUCUUCAUUAUGAACAGGAUCGGCUGGGUACCAAUACUCCUCCUGCACGCCCAGUCUCGGCUUACAGUCUUACUGAGUCGUACGCUACAAACGCUCCUCCUCCUACACAGUCUCCAGCACCUCAAUAUACCGGUGAGUAUGCGGGUGGCUAUGGUGGGCAUCAGCUUGAGGAUACCGGCUUCGGAUAUGGUAGACCUGCAUCUACUGUUGACAGCGACGAGGGUUGGCUACGUCGUCAGCAACCUGGCGGUGCUGGUGGUGGUUUGAAGCGUUAUGCUACCCGAAGGGUUAAGCUAGUUCAAGGAUCCGUUCUCAGUGCCGAUUAUCCAGUACCCAGUGCUAUCAAGAAUGCUGUACAGGCUAAGUACCGGGAUACUGAGAGCGGCAGCGGCGAGUUUCUCAACAUGCGAUACACUGCUGCUACCUGCGACCCGAACGAUUUUACUCUGAAAAAUGGUUACGAUCUUCGGCCUCGAAUGUAUAACAGACACACAGAGCUUCUGAUCGCUAUUACCUACUACAACGAAGACAAGCAACUUUUUGCGCGAACACUUCAUGGUGUUAUGCAGAAUGUUCGCGACAUUGUCAACCUGAAGAAAUCUACUUUCUGGAAUAAGGGCGGCCCUGCUUGGCAAAAGAUCGUAGUCUGUUUUGUCUUCGAUGGUAUCGAAAAGGCAGACAAGGAAACACUGGACGUCUUGGCCACCAUCGGUGUCUUCCAGGACGGUGUGGUGAAGAAGGAAGUCAAUGGCAAGGAGACUGUUGCUCAUGUCUUCGAGUACACUACUCAGCUGUCUGUUACGCCGAACCAGCAGCUCAUUAGACCAGUGGACGACAGCCCCCAGACCUUGCCCCCUGUCCAGAUGAUUUUCUGUCUAAAGCAGAAGAACACCAAGAAGAUCAACUCUCACCGUUGGCUAUUCAAUGCGUUUGGCAGGAUCUUGAACCCUGAAGUGUGUAUUCUUCUUGACGCUGGUACCAAACCGGGACCGAAGUCUCUCCUUGCGCUUUGGGAAGGCUUUUACAACGACAAGGAUCUUGGUGGAGCUUGUGGUGAAAUCCACGCCAUGUUAGGCAAAGGCGGCAAGAAGUUGAUGAACCCUCUUGUCGCCGUCCAGAAUUUCGAGUACAAGAUCUCUAAUAUUUUGGACAAGCCUUUAGAAAGCUCUUUCGGCUACGUGUCUGUGUUGCCUGGUGCCUUCUCCGCAUACCGAUUCCGAGCUAUCAUGGGUCGACCUCUGGACCAAUACUUCCACGGUGAUCAUACUCUUUCCAAGAUUCUCGGCCCCAAGGGUAUCGAAGGCAUGAACAUUUUCAAGAAGAACAUGUUCUUGGCCGAAGAUCGUAUCUUGUGUUUCGAGCUUGUCGCCAAAGCUGGGUCUAAGUGGCAUCUGUCGUAUAUCAAAGCCGCCAAGGGUGAGACUGAUGUUCCCGAAGGUGCUCCCGAAUUCAUCAGCCAGCGACGACGUUGGCUCAACGGUUCGUUCGCCGCCUCUCUUUACUCGCUGAUGCACUUCGGUCGUAUGUACAAGAGUGGUCAUAACAUCGUCCGCAUGUUCUUCUUGCACAUUCAGCUUAUCUACAACAUCGCAAACGUAUUGUUUACCUGGUUCAAUUUGGCAUCGUAUUACUUGACAACAACGGUUCUUAUGGAUUUGGUCGGAGCACACACGGAAGCCAGUUCGACUUCUGCUGAAAAACACGGAUGGCCUUUUGGUGACACUGCUACCCCUAUUGUCAACAUCAUCCUCGAGUACAUGUACAUUGCCUUCCUGAUUCUUCAGUUCAUCCUGGCGCUUGGUAACCGUCCCAAGGGUUCCAAGUAUGCAUACAUGGCGUCGUUUGGCUUGUUCGGAUUCAUUCAGGUCUACGUCCUCAUUUUGUCCGGUUAUCUCGUCGUAAAUGCUUUCCAGCCGUCAAAUUUGCCUUCGGGCGAAAGUGCUGGCGAUGCCCUCAAGGAUAUGUUUACGGGCCAGUCUGAAGUGGCUAUCAUUAUCUUGGCGUUACUCGCGACAUUUGGUUUGUACUUCAUCGCAUCGUUCAUGUACCUGGACCCGUGGCAUAUGUUCCACUCGUUCCCGCAGUACAUGGUCCUCAUGUCGACGUACAUCAACAUUCUGAUGGUUUACGCUUUCAACAACUGGCACGAUGUCUCAUGGGGUACCAAGGGUUCAGAUAAAGCUGAAGCAUUACCAAAGGCUCAGGUUGUGAAGGAUGAAAAGGGUGAAGCCGCCAUUGAAGAAAUUGACAAGCCCCAGGAAGAUAUCGAUAGCCAGUUUGAACAGACAGUCAAGCGUGCUUUGGCUCCUUUCAAGCCGGAACCUGAGGACGAUAGCAAGGACCUUGAAGACUCGUACAAGUCCUUCCGAACAUCGCUAGUCGUUGCGUGGUUGUUCUCCAACUGCGCUCUUAUUGUGGGUGUAACUAGCGACAAGCUCACUACAUUCGGUAUUGGGGGUACUACGUCGGACCGAACGGCGCAAUUCUUCAAGUUCCUUCUUAUCGCCACCGCAGCCAUGUCCCUCGUCCGUUUCAUUGGAUGCUGCUGGUUCUUGGGCCGAACUGGAAUCAUGUGCUGCUUCUCCAGACGGUAAAGCGGCUGAGACUCAGCGUAAUUAGGUCUUUUUGAGAUUUAUACGCCUACGAUAUGUACAAAUGUAGCCUAUCUCCAGGACCUGGCGUCAAACACUGUUUCUAUGCUGGAUAGACGGGCGAUAGGACUCGGUUUGCAAGAUAGGGUAUAGGGGGAAUCAGAAAAGUUGCGGCUACGCCAUUGGACCGUUAACCGUGUGUCAUUGUUUGGGCGUUAUUGACAUUCUCCUUUUAUAUACACCUAAUGUCUCUAAACCGAAUAGUUAGGUCAGUUACUUACGAACUAUUCUAGCAAAUCGAUGAGUUUUUAUGGCA
Molecule: messenger RNA, 3436 nt
Organism: Daldinia vernicosa
Lineage: Eukaryota; Fungi; Ascomycota; Sordariomycetes; Xylariales; Hypoxylaceae
Product: glycosyltransferase family 2 protein
Exons: 3
Coding region: 391-3123 (910 amino acids)
Cellular component (GO): cell septum; cell periphery
Molecular function (GO): chitin synthase activity
Source: RefSeq, a predicted model, not a curated record